Aedes albopictus (Asian tiger mosquito) is the source of this 1626-nucleotide messenger RNA. RefSeq names its product protein piccolo-like. Lineage: Eukaryota; Metazoa; Arthropoda; Insecta; Diptera; Culicidae. The coding region runs from base 539 to 1561 and encodes 340 amino acids. The record is from RefSeq and is a predicted model, not a curated record. The transcript is spliced from 2 exons.
AGCAGAAAAACACAGAAGAAUGCUGAUUCAUGUUGAUGUUCAGUGAGAAAUCUACAAUUUGUAAAAUUAUAACUAGUUUCUAUUGGAAUACUUAGCUAUCAGUGCUGAAGAUUGGUGAGGAGUGAAAUCAAUAUUACUCCCUUUGAUUCCCGGUCCGCAAUCGUGCCCAAUUCAUUAUUCUAUGGUUUGGAAACUUCAUAGAUUGUUGGGCUAAAUUGAGUGCAAAGGGGUAAGAACUAAAACUAAAACAUGCAUUUGAAUUGAUUAAAAACUUAUCCUAAAUGUUUAAAACCUAAUAUUACAUGCAGCUUAACCUAAAUACGAAGGAGGCUUCAAUCAGCAGAGUCGAGGUAGAAGAGAUUGCAGGAGGCACUAAACGUAAGGUGAAAUUGAUUGUAUCAAAACCCCAUAUUAACCCCCUAUCAUUAUAUUAAAGGAAAUUUUAACCAGCCAAAAGUGUGCGUUGGUUCAUUUUUUCGGAAGACGAUCCCUCCAGUUGGCGCGGCCAACAAAUUAAAAUUUCGUUUACCCCGGAACGAUGUCGGAUCCAGGUAUGGAUGCUGCAAAGAAGACCAAAGGUAAGCAGCAGAAGUCUCCUCCUAGUAUAAGGUCAGUAAAUAAAGAACCCCCCAAAGACCCGUCUAAACAGACCCAGAACAAAGCCUCAAAAAGCGACAUCGUCGCCAGUUCGACCUCUAAACCUCUAAAUCCCCCUAAAUCAGACCCUCAAGCCACCAUUUCGGCUGAAAAGAGUUGUGCGUUAUGCGAAAACCCGGUCAAUGAGCGUAUGGUGCAAUGCAAUACAUGUGACGUGUGGCAUCAUUUCUCGUGCGUGGGUGUUUCCGAGGAUAUCAAGGGCUACAAUUGGACCUGCUUGAAAUGCGAUACCGCGAAGGCAGCCAAAGGUGCGAUUCCACGGAAGAUGAUGACGCGAGCUGCAGCUGCAAAAGGUACAAAGAAGGCGAAUCGGAAGGAGGGGCAGAUAGAUGGAGUGAACGAGCAGACGAAAGAGGCCGAUGAGCUAGCCGGUGCAGUCGAAGGGCCAGCUCCAAGCUUGAAAGCGAGCCGGGCCGGUUCCGUAGUUUCAGCAGCAUCACGAAAGUCGGCAAAAGCUCGUUUGGACGUGGAACUGCAGCAGAUCAAAGCUGAGGAGGAGUUGAUGCGAGAAGAAAUGCAACGGAAGCGAGAAUUGGCGAAGAAGAAGUUCGAGGUCCUGAAGGAGAUGGCUGAUCUGGAAGGUAGUGGCGAAUCCACUGUUGAUCAGCCGAAUGUCGUCAAUAAAGUUGAGCACUGGUUGAAGCGUCACAGCGAGAUCCGUGAAAAGGACAAGCAGUCGUACAAGGAAGCCAGAGAUUAUGAUUCUGAAGACUGCGUGGAAACCGAGGCUUCGAGCGAAAUUUCAGCGUCUGGUAGCGAAUCAGAUAGUGACGAAGAGACGUCGACGGACAGCGGAGCGGAUCGAGAUGGUAGAGCAGAUGGAGCGCAAUCCGUCGGAGAGCUCGUAGGGCGAAGGCAUCUCAGGCCUAAAAUGACUUCGACCAGGAAGGUCCCGAAAGGUUGAAGUAGCAACCGAUCUGGAACGGAGCGCCAACAAUCAUUGCGGAGCGACAGGAAGCUUUCGAAGGA